GAGGUGGUUCUCGCGGCAAAGCCAGUUGCUUACCCUCGAUCCUCAAGGAACUUUACAGUGUAGGUGUUUUCAGGUCCAGGGAACAUGGCUGAUGUCGCUAUACGAACACCAGUGCGCCCAAUGCUAUUUCCCACCUAUCUCUCCGCUUCAUGGAAGUGAGUUCGCCCAGUGCGAGGAGGGUAAACAAAUUAGGGAGCACAAUUCUCGCAGGCACUUUUUUUUUCAGGAGGUAAAGAUGUCGAGCAGCCCAGCACAUUGCAGAGCUCCUGCUUGUGAGGCGAAUGUUUAUGUCAAUGAUUUCAUUAUCAGCCCGAGAACUCUACCUUCUAGGACCUCAGCAGGACCACCAGGUGUCCCGUGGUGCAGGGCUCAGAGUCAACACGGGAAGCCGUACUAGCCAGCAGGGAGCUGUCUACACCAAAAAACCCGAAAGCUAACCUCACAAAAGUUUCAUUGGUUCUCGGGGAAAUAUCCAGCGCAAUUCCUUUAGAGGCUUAUUUAUACUAGGUUUGGGCAGACUACUCUAGGCCUUCUGAUUGGGUCGAAGCACAGUAACGAAGCAGCCAAUGAAAAGCCAGGUCUGCAUGUAUCUUUUACAUUUGCAUUUGUGACGACACACUAAAAUUAAUCCAAUCAGGAACGAAAUCUUGCUAACCUCAUUUGAAUACCGCAUCUAUAAAUAAACGGGGCUUUGGCGCUCCCGAUUAUUUUCCCAGGUCUUAGUUAUAGUGUUCUAACUUAACGCUAGGAUGCCUGAGCCCACGAAGUCGGCUCCGGCCCCGAAGAAGGGCUCCAAGAAGGCGGUGACCAAGGCGCAGAAGAAGGACGGCAAGAAGCGCAAGCGCAGCCGCAAGGAGAGCUACUCGGUGUACGUGUACAAGGUGCUGAAGCAGGUGCACCCCGACACGGGCAUCUCGUCCAAGGCCAUGGGCAUCAUGAACUCGUUCGUCAACGACAUCUUCGAGCGCAUCGCGGGCGAGGCGUCCCGCCUGGCGCAUUACAACAAGCGCUCGACCAUCACGUCGCGGGAGAUCCAGACGGCCGUACGCCUGCUGCUGCCCGGGGAGCUGGCCAAGCACGCCGUGUCCGAGGGCACCAAGGCCGUCACCAAGUACACCAGCUCCAAGUAAAGUUGACAAAUGAACGACUUCAGCAGUCUCGUCCUUGACUUACACUCCCAGCUGCCUUCCAAACCUUGGCUGCAGGAAAGAAGCCUGAGGAGAGGUGGAGAUCACGUUGGGGGAAGUUCCGGGUUCUUGAGCUUCAUUCUGGUGGCAUGUGUUUGCAGCGCUACACAGGAAAAAAGGCUCCCUUUGCUUUACUUGAACAGCAGCAUUUGAGUGACUUUUCCUUUCAUAACCAUGACAUCUGCUACCAUGGAUAGGGAACAGGAAUUGUGGAAACGUGAAGGACUAAAGUUUUAGAAUUUGGUCUAAAAGUUUAACCAUGAAGGUUAAGCUGUAUCUCAUAAGUACGAAACAAUACAAGUAUCACAACCAAGUUAUGGCUAUUUUUUAGGAAAGACAGAGGAGCAUAGGGGGAAGAAUAAAGGUGAGAGAAAUCGAGAGGGACUCAGAAAAAGAAUGGAAGAAGCAAAUGGCGACUACAAAAGGACAGACGGAGCCUGAAGACCACAGAGAAGCCACAGAGCACGCUAGUCAAAGAAAGCAGAAAGGGAAAAGAGGGAGUUGAGCGGAUAGACCUUGUCAUGUUUUGGAUGCUUCAGCUGGGUAUACCACCUGUUACACACUGAAAUACUCCCCGCAUUUAUUGGAUUUUGGGGUGAGUGGAUGGAUUACAGUGUUACCACAUCUGGGAGAUACUCUCUGAUCAGCAAAAGUCCAAUGGCACCCUUCUAUCCCAUUCUUAACUUAUUCUGUUCAUUCUUCAUUACACUUAGCAAAAGUGACAUGAAUUUGUAUAUUGUUUCUUUCCUCGUCCCGUUCUCCAGACAGCAAGCUCCACUGGCAGGGUUAGUCUUUUUUGCUGCUGACUCCCCAGAGCCUAAGGCUGUUGCAGGCACACAAUGGGCUCUCAGUGAGGAUUUGCCGCAAUCAUAACUAAUUAAAGUAUAUGUAUAUCUAUAACAACAGGGAUAGGGGCCAGAGCUGAGUUGUUGCAAUGGCUCAAUUUGUAGAAUGAGUGACCCCAUUUCUGAGUCUCACUUUCCCCAUUUGUAUAACAAAAAUAAGAACAGUAUACUACACCUUAGAAUUAUUUUAAGGAUUGAGAUAAUUCAUGCGAAGCUCUCAAAUCAGUCAUGGAUAUUUUCUAAGCACUUAAUAAUUGUUACCGAGUAUUACAUUUUCCUUAGUCAUCGAAUUAAAAUGAAAAUCAGAGUAGCCAAUCCUCUUUCAGGUCAAAAACUAAAAGAAGAAAAUAUGAGCCUUUGAACUACUUGAAUGCCGAGUAGUUGAAUCCCCAAGAAGGAUAGCUGGAGCUUUCAGAACAAAGAUCAUCUUGUUCAGGAAUAUCUCUUGGCUAAGCAUGAUUUGAUUCCUUAUCUGAUCAUGUUAAAGAUGACUAAAGUGUAGGUAGUAUUAGAAGAGAGUUAUACGAGCAUAUGUAAAAACAAACAUCUGUUUUGUACACCAAAAAUUAAUGCUGAAGGCAAAAUGGCGCCUAACAAACUCUUUUUAUUUCUUCAGUUAGGGGAAAAAUAUGAGUGCAGAUGAGAAAUGAAUGCAAACAACAAAUGAAUCGGCUCAUAGAAGUUAUGAAGUAUGAAAAGUAAUCUGCCUGAGAAUGAUUAAUGUGAAUAUUCUGCCCAAAUCCAACCCAUUCUUGUUUGCUAUACACUGAUUCAUCAGGAGAGCCUUAGCUAAGUGAAAGAGCCUAAAUAAAGUGUUUUAGCAUUUUCACUGUA
Molecule: messenger RNA, 2866 nt
Organism: Leptonychotes weddellii (Weddell seal)
Lineage: Eukaryota; Metazoa; Chordata; Mammalia; Carnivora; Phocidae
Source: RefSeq, a predicted model, not a curated record